Anopheles funestus (African malaria mosquito) is the source of this 1784-nucleotide messenger RNA. RefSeq lists its product as uncharacterized. Gene Ontology annotation, biological process: germ-line stem cell division; transposable element silencing. The record is from RefSeq and is a predicted model, not a curated record. NCBI's taxonomy places the organism in Eukaryota, Metazoa, Arthropoda, Insecta, Diptera, Culicidae. The coding region runs from base 112 to 1263 and encodes 383 amino acids. The transcript has 3 exons.
UCGAAAACGCACAGAGCAGGAGCAGAAACGGUUUCAAUGUGAUCGAGCCAGAAACGCGUGCUAAAAAUUUUAUCUUUUCCGAUUAGUGUUCGAUCACCUUCGCCUUUCGCAAUGUCGCUAUUGGAUAAUUCAAUCCACAUUACGCAUUACAUCAAUCCCCAUUGCUUCUAUUACAAACCGGAAACGGCGUACAUGCAGGAACAUGAGCAAGCAAAGUUUGCGGCCGCUUUCAACGAAUGGUGUGAAAAAAGUUAUGGAACAAUUUACGACACGGUUCGAAAUACUCAGCCGUGCAAACAUCCACUGCCGGGUGAAUUGGUAGCGCUGUGUAGUAAUCAGCUCCAGCGAUGGAUACGCUGCGAGAUGGAAGAAGUUACGGUGGAUGUGGAUGACACCACAUGGUAUUAUCUGUGGGCCAUCGAUGAAGGUUUACCGAUAAAAACACACACCAAAUAUGUGAGGCCUCUGCCAAAAGAGUUCGUGAAGGAACCGGCGCAUGCUAUACGAGGUGCCAUCAUAAACAUUCUGCCUGGCGAAACGCGAUUCGAUUAUGAGGAAGACAAGCAAAUAUUAGUACCCACAACCAAGUGGAGUCCCGGCAUAGUAAGCACGUUAGAAUUUAUGCUGGAGAAUGCUGAAAGUAUUUCAUUUUUGCCAAGCCUUAAGUAUGUGCUGAAAAAUGAAACGAUUAAUAUUGGGGAGCUGUUCAUUAUCACUCAAGCGAACGUUUCAUACAGUGUGGCACAAAAGCUUCACGAAGCCUGCUCUGAUCAGGUGAUAGUAACCCAAAACGCAAAGUUUCUCAAAGGAAUCGAGUAUCUGCGAGCGUUAAACAAGAAAAGAUAUCUUAACAACGAAGGAUUCGACAAUCAUGCCGUGAAUAAAUUUGAAACCUAUUAUCUCCAAGCUAGUCACGAUUCCGCUAGCCACGCAAACAUGGGUUCGGAAACGGAUAGUACGGUGACUGUGAAGGUAUAUGAAUGGUUGAGACAAAAUAAGGAAGCACGCAUCGCUAUACUGGAACAACAAAAGGCUAAAAAAGAUCGAAUACAAGAACCUCCAGCAAUAAACAAUAUUGCUUCAGCCUCCGGUUCGAAAACCGAUGUAACGGAUUCUUCUUUCCACAAACUUGUCGAAAGUGGAACGGACGCUGUUCCGUUUCGAAGCAAGCCAUCGAAUUUAAUCAAGAACAUAAAACGCCAUCAAACUAGACAAUUGUCCAAAACAGCAGCUGGUGGAAGUCCGUCCAUUGCAUCGGAAUAAUCAAGCGCCUUUGAAUAAUACGCAACUAAUUCAGGUAUACAGCCCAACCAAUCAAUUUACAUUUAAUCAAAUGUACUACUAUAAGUAGACAUUAAUCCGAAUAUGUCGGAUAUCUUCAGUAAGCAUUAGUACACAAAAUUAAUGCAAUUUUGAAGUACAUUCUCAUUAAACAGAACAUUGAUGUUGAAGAAUUCUUAUAGGUUUUGAUACAGGUAUCACGAGUUACCAUGAGAAAAGAGACAUAUAAUUAGGUGAAGCAUUGUUCUAAAGACAUCCAAGAUGAGAUAGGACCAAACUUGUUUACACCAAUGUUUCAUACACUAUUCCUUGUGACUAUAUUGUUUCGUUUAUUUCAUUUAACACCAUUUAAUGACAAAUAAAUCAUAAUUUCAAUAGCAAUUAGCAUUAUUUUGAAUAUUUAAGAUGUAUGUAUUUAAGGGGGUUAUAUUGCAGCAUGUGUUGCCGAGCUUACAUGAAAGCAUCACAUACGUGAAUAAAAUAUGAAAGUUGUAGUAGUUGUA